CGGAGCGGAUGUGACGUCAGAGUCCGGCCUCCAAAACAACCGGAGCACAAUUUUCUUGUUAUGAAAGAGUGAUAUGUUGGAUAACCGCCGUGUGGUUGAUCUUACACAACAGCAGCGAGGACCCGGAGGAGCUGGAGAACUUCCGGUCGUCUGGUUUAGUCAGAAGACGUCUGAAGAAAGUUGCUGAAUGAGAAAAGACAGAGACACAAACAUGGCGAAGAGGAGAGCGGGAACGGAGACCGAGGCCGGUACAAAGAAACCGAGGCAGGUGCCGAAGACGAAGGGCAGCGCCGCUAAAGAGAGAGAGAAGAAGAAAGAUGCAGGUAACGGCAUCACAGAGAAAGAGGACACGCUUGAGAGGAAGGUCAACGCCAAGAAACGUCAGUCCUCAAAACCACCAGAGAGAAACAACUCUCCCGCCAAGACCAGCGCCAAGACCAGCGCCAAGACCAGCGCCAAGACCAGCGUCAAGACCAGUGACAAGACCAGCGUCAAGACCAGCGUCAAGACCAGUGACAAGACCAGCUCCAAGACCAGCGACAAGACCAGCAUCAAGACCAGCUCCAAGACCAGUGACAAGACCAGCUCCAAGACCAGUGACAAGACCAGCGUCAAGACCAGCUCCAAGACCAGUGACAAGACCAGCUCCAAGACCAGUAAAUACUUCCAGUCACCAGUGAAGCAGCAGGAGAUCGAUAGUGAAGAUGAGUUUGACAUGAUGACAUCACCACCACCUGUGGUUAAAGUGAACGCCAAGAAACCGGAGAGAGAAGAGAAGGAGGAGGCGGAGGAAGAGGAGGAGGAGGAGGAGGAGAUGGAGGAGGAGGAGGAGGACAGUGAGGAAGACGAGGAUGAUUGGGAGGAAGUGGAAGAGCUGGCUGAGCCGCUGGGUCCAGUUGAACCUCCAGAACCCGUCCUCCCCUCGGAGCCCGUGGAGAUCGAGAUCGAGACUCCGGAGGUCAGACGGAAGCAGAAGAGAAAGGCGGAGUUUGAAACGUACCUGAGGAGGAUGAUGAACAGACACAAGAAAGACCUGCUGAUAGACAUACACAAGGUUCACCUCAUGUGCCUCAUCGCCAGCGGGAUGUUUCGUAACCGUGUGUGCAGCGAACCCGACCUGCUGGCCGUCACUCUGUCGCUGCUGCCCCCCCACUUCGGCCUGGUUGCUAAGGAACGCAUCGACCACAACUACCUCUCUGGACUGCUCAGAUGGUUCAGAGCAACGUUCACCCUCAACCCCAGUCUUCCCUGUGAGGAGCGUCCGGACCCCCGGGCUCUGCUGGAGAGGCGGCUGGCCAGCCUGUCAGCCAGGACCCACCAGGAGAUGACUCAUCUCUUCCUGCUCGUCCUCAGGUCUCUGCAGCUCUUCUGCCGAUUGGUUCUUUCUCUGCAGCCGACCUCCUUCAAACCCCCGUCAGCCAAGGGCAAAGGGGCCACAACAUCGACCGCUGUCCCAGGAAAGAGCCAAGAGACCCCCAAGACCUCCAAGACCCCCAAGACCCCCUCCCCCGAGCCGAAGGUCUCUCCUGGCUCCAAGAGACCGGCCGGAGCGAAGGGAGAGCGGGGAGGAAAGAGAGCAAAGAGGAAAGACAUAAAGGAAGAGGAGGCGGAGGAGAAGGUUAAAACGUCAGGAGGACAGAGACCGAAGAACUCUAAACGCCGCAGUGUCGCCUCCAAGGUCAGCUACAAGGAGGAGAGCAACAGCGAGCAGGAGGAGGGGCUCAGCGACGAGGACGACUUUCAGGCGAGUGAGGAAGAGAGUGAAGAUUCAGAGAGGGAGGAGAAAUCCACGAGGAAGAACAACAAGAAGACUGCAGCUCCAAAGAGAAGGAGUGGGGGAGGGACAAAACAGGUAAAAGAUGAAGGGGAGGAAGAGGAGGAUGCUGAUGAAGGAGAAGCAAAGCAAAGGAGCGGGAAGAAGAAGAAGAGGAGGGAGGGGCCUGGAGCGGACGAGUGGCUGGAGGUGUAUCUGGAGAAAACGUCCUCCUGGGUUUGCGUGGAUGUCGAGCACGGUGUCGGGAUGCCUCACCUCUGCUCCCAGAAUGCAACGGCGCCGGUGACGUACGUGGUGUCAGUGGACGGGGACGGGUUUGUGAAGGACAUGGGGAGGAAGUACGACCCCACCUGGAUGACGUCAUCCAGGAAGAGGCGAGUGGACGACGACUGGUGGGAGGAAACACUCGAGCCGUUCCUGGGACCCGAGGAUGAGCGGGACGUACAGGAGGACAAGGAGCUGCAGAAGAAGCUCCUGAACAAACCUCUGCCCAUCUCCAUCAGCGAGUACAAGAACCACCCGCUCUACGCCUUGAAGAGACACCUGCUGAAGUAUGAGGCCGUCUUCCCUCCAACAGCGUCGGUGCUGGGAUACUGCAGAGGAGAGCCCGUCUACUCCAGAGACUGUGUUCACACCCUCCACUCCAGAGACACAUGGCUGAAAGAAGCUCGGACUGUCAGACUCGGAGAAGAGCCGUACAAAAUGGUGAGGGGUUUCUCUAAUCGCUCCCGUAAAGCCAGGAUGAUGUCUGAGCAGAAGGACGAGAACGACCUGCCGCUGUUCGGAGAGUGGCAGACUGAAGAAUACCAACCUCCUGUCGCUGUGGACGGGAAGGUUCCCCGUAACGACUACGGUAACGUGUACCUGUUUAAGCCCUGUAUGUUACCGGUGGGCUGUGUUCACCUCAGGCUGCCCAACCUGCACCGUGUGGCCCGGAAGCUGGACCUGGACGCCGCCCCCGCCGUCACCGGCUUCGACUUCCAUGGAGGAUACUCGCACGCUGUGACCGAUGGUUACAUCGUGUGUGAGGAGCACGAGGAGAUUCUCAGAGCGGCCUGGGUGGAAGAACAAGAGCUGCAGAAACAGAAGGAGAAGGAGAAAAAGGAAAAGAGGGCGAUCUCCAACUGGACUCUGCUGGUGAAAAGUCUCCUGAUCGGAGAGAGACUGAAGCAGCGCUACGGUAAGAAGAACCAGGGGCUGGGGGGCCUCGCUCACGGAGACGACGUCGGGGGUCUUUCAUCUGACGAGGAGGCAGCGGGUGAGGGCGGAGGCCCCGGAGCGAUGACCGCAUCUGAGACUCUGGCCAUGUCCUGGCCCCAGAACAGACAAGCUGAGGAGGACGGAGGGAGCGGCAGCGGCCUGAAGAAGAAGACGACCACGAAACGAGAGAAGAGAGGACAAGAGAAACAUCUGUUCCCCUUCGAAAAAGUGUGAAGUCAGAGAUCAGACACUAAACUCUCAGAGCUGUGAGACGUUCAUCACUCUACUGUCAGAAAACACUUGAUUUACUGCUGCUGAGAUCAAGUCCUUCCGGACCUGUGAAGCACCGAGGAGCGUUUCCUUCAUUUCAUCUUUUAAUAGGCGGUAAAAAUAGGAAUUGUAAAAAAAGAAUUUAUAAAUAAAUCGAUUGUCCAUUAAUUAAUACUUCAGAUUUCAAAAUGGGUUUACAUGAACGGCAUAAAACUCAUUGAAGAAACAAUUUCCAAAUACAUUUAUUAAUUCAUGAAUGAAUAAUAACCAGUUUAUUUAAUGAUCUUUAUGCUGUUUUUGUAAAUCAUUUUGAAAUCUACAGUAUUUAUUGAUGGAUUAUUUGCUCAUUUCUAAACUUUUUUACAAUAACUCUUUUUAAUGCCUUUUAAAAUAUGAAACUAAGGAAAUGUUUAAUCUCUUUUCCUGUGACAUGCUCCUCCGUGGAAAAGAAGGUGCAACAGAUUUGAAAACAUCUGGUCGACCAUGAAACCUCCGGAUAUAACACUAAGACGAGGAGGAGGAUGACGAAGGCCAGAAGGUUUUGUAAUGAACGGAUUUUUAGACUCAUCACUUUCUUCCAGUGCUGCAAAUAUAUUCAUGAAACCUGCACUACCAAUGAACACACUCCCAUCAGGUCACCUGCUGCAUGUAAUAGAGAUCUACAGCAGGUGUUCAGGCACCUGUGAUGGAAACAUGGAGGGUCAGUGUCAAAUCCAGCAGGUGAAAACAAACUCAACAUGGAUGUCAGAACAGGAAGUGGCCUUCAGUCCCGUGUGUGUUUAACACAUAAAGGCCCAGUUCA
Molecule: messenger RNA, 4046 nt
Organism: Seriola aureovittata
Lineage: Eukaryota; Metazoa; Chordata; Actinopteri; Carangiformes; Carangidae
Gene: xpc
Product: xeroderma pigmentosum, complementation group C
Exons: 14
Coding region: 188-3208 (1006 amino acids)
Biological process (GO): mismatch repair; nucleotide-excision repair
Cellular component (GO): nucleus; XPC complex; nucleotide-excision repair factor 2 complex
Molecular function (GO): single-stranded DNA binding; damaged DNA binding
Source: RefSeq, a predicted model, not a curated record